Molecule: messenger RNA, 441 nt
Organism: Lodderomyces beijingensis
Lineage: Eukaryota; Fungi; Ascomycota; Pichiomycetes; Serinales; Debaryomycetaceae
Source: the annotation of a GenBank genome assembly
AUGAAGUAUUUACCAAUUGUUUUACUCGCAGCGUCAGCGACCGCCAAGCCAGAUCUUUUUGUUAGGGAUACUACUUGUGCUGCGCAAGUGUGUAUUGACGCAGGCAAAUAUUUGGACAACAAAUGCCUACAACAAAAUGUCAAUGUCUUGGAGUGCAUCUGUGAUUUGAGUGGUGAUGAGUAUUGGAACCAAUUGAGCAAGUGUGUUCAGGAAUGUGGCGAAUCCGGCACCGACAGCAGUCCCGCUUCGUUGAGAAAGGUGGUCUGUGAUGCCGCAGAUAGUUAUUCGUCGUACGCCGAACAAUUCUCGUCACAGAUCAAUGCCCUGCCAUCCAGCCGUCGUUUUUCAAGUCAAGCGACCACCGGUAGCUCCACAAGAAAUGCCGGUGCAGUUUUGGGAGCCGGCUCGUUAUUUUCCUUGGUUCUCCUUUCACUUUUGUAA